AUGCUGACCUGCGUCGGGGCGGGUACAGGGGAGCCGGAGGCAGCGCACACUAUUCGCUCCUCACCAGCGCUGCGCCGCUCGCACUCAAGGACGGUCGUCCUCCACGUGCCGCUGGCUGCAUCCCGACCCCGCUUGCGCUCGCUGCGUCAGCACCUCACCGGCUUUGCACACAGGCUGUGCCACGCGGCCUUCACCCCUGUGUACCGUGCAAUCCCCGCCCGACUGGCCCCCGGCGCUGCGCGCCCUCCACCGCUCGGCCCGCGCGCUGCUCUUCCCGGCCUACUGGGCCCUGGACCAGCCGCUGGGUGGCUGAGGAGGGCGGCGGGCGGCGGCGCGGUGCUGCUGCUGCUGCUGCUGCUGGUGGUCGGCCUGCCCCCGGCGCUGCCCGGCCUGCCGCUCUGGCUGAAGCUGCAGGUUUGGCGCCGCCCCUUCUGCUACCGCCCCCUCCGCUGUGCUGGGCGCCGCCCGCCUGCCGAACCCGGGCGCUGCUUCGUCUUCCUCACGGCCAAUCUGUGCCUGCUCCCCGACGGGCUAGCGCGCUUCAGCAACCUACCGCACAGCCAGCGACCGGCCGAGGCCAUUGGCGCCGCGCUGCUGGCCGGAGCGCGGCCCGCGCUCUACAGGGCUACGGACUGCAGCCAGCCGUGGCCCAGGGCGCCGCGCGGGGCGCUGGUGGUCUCGCUGCCCGUGGGUCUGGACUUUGUGUGCCUGCAGGAGGUAUUCGAUCUGCGCGCGGCUCGUCGCUUGGUGAAUCGCCUGGUGCCCAACCUGGGCCCGUUGCUGUACGACGUGGGCACGCUCGGCCUAAAGCCCGGGCCGCACCUCAAGCUGCUGGACAGCGGGCUGCUGCUGGCCUCGCGCUACCCGCUGCUGCGCACCACCGUCGGUUGCUUCCCCCACGCACGUGGCGAGGACGCGCUGGCCUCCAAGGGACUAUUGUCCGCACAGAUAUUGGCCUACCCGGUGCAGCCCGCAGAGGGGGCGGGGGUUCGGCCAAGAAGGCGGAGGAAGCUGGGGCCGUCCGUGGUGUUGCAAGCGAGGCUGGGCAGCCUGGACCGGCGCCGCAUCGUGGGAUUCCUGCACUGCACGUAUUUGCAAGCACUGGCUGGUGAGCCCUGCGGAUGGGUCCUCGGAACAGGUCCCGCCUCUCCGUAGCGGCUGCUGAUCCCUACAUUCGCCUGCACCCCGUCCCCCACCUCCCACCCUUUGUUCACUGCCCCAGGCACCGGAAUUCCUGAGAAGUGCCUGUCGGGGCUCACAGAUAAGGAACUGGGGAGACGGGAGCUGACUGUCCAGGAUGCGGGUUCGAAUCUGGAGCCAAGCCCACCCCACCCCCCUCCCCCACGCAGAGGACGGGCCCUUGCGCAGCAAACAGCUGAGGCUGCUGCUGGACUGGGCCGAGUUUGGGGCCGAGAAGUUUGAGGCCGACAGAGAACAAAGUGGAGAGGUCGUGACUUUCAGCGUGCUCCUGGGCGACCUAAACUUCGAUAACUGCUCGAAAGGGACAGCGCUGAGCACCUCCGUGCUCCAUCACUCCGUGGCCUCCUCCCCCAAGAUGCCGAGGCGGGCCCUGGAGCAGGAGAAAGGGCGCCACCUCUACCUGGCCGGCCCUCCCGGCAGAAGCCGCUGAGCUAAGCCCUGGAGAGGUCGGCGCCUGGACUACAUCACGUACCGCGGAGUUCCCGGGUGGCUGGGCCUGCGGCACUGGGACGACCCUCAACCUGACUCCCACCCCCAGGAGGUGGAGCAGGUGACGUUCAGUACUGCCCUGGCGGGGCUCACGGACCACCCGGCAGUGGGCCUGCAGCUUCGAGUCUCAGUGUCCUCCUAAGGCAAGCACAGAUGACAGGCGCGCAGCUGGCGCGCACAGACACGACUCGGAGCACGAACUAGGCGCGGUAGCCGCGUGCCCAGAACGGGGCGACUUAAGGCAUCUUUAUUGAGGGAUCCUCACACGGCCUCCUGGGCCCGGCGAUACUCAUAGACGCUGCCGUGCUCGGGAAAGGCCAGUGCUUGCGGGGGCGACCCCGGCGGUAGGGCGGGGUCCUCCGGGUCCCCAUAGCCACCGCCGCCGGGCGUGUGGAGACAGAACACAUCCUGUUGGGGGGGGCGGGGGGGAGGCGGGCUCAGUGCAGGUGUGGCCCCUCCCUGUCACCUGCGCAGUCCCCUCCCCACCGGGCAGCGUCCAUCACCCGCCCCCAUGGACCACGGAGGUCCGGUACGCGCCCCCCUUCCUUCCGGGGCCAAAUUAAACUCGGCCUCUGGUC
Messenger RNA from Pongo pygmaeus (Bornean orangutan), 2267 nucleotides. Its product is annotated as sphingomyelin phosphodiesterase 5-like. The record is from RefSeq and is a predicted model, not a curated record. Gene Ontology annotation, cellular component: cytoplasm. The transcript has 5 exons. Gene Ontology annotation, biological process: sphingomyelin metabolic process. Bases 1 to 1155 code for a protein of 384 amino acids. Lineage: Eukaryota; Metazoa; Chordata; Mammalia; Primates; Hominidae. Gene Ontology annotation, molecular function: sphingomyelin phosphodiesterase activity.